GCAGUCAGUCAUCUGCAGGCGGGAGACCAUCCCGGCAUGGGGCUGGCUGUUUAUUUUCAAAGCCUUUGUACCUCAGGUUACUUGUAAGGCUGAUGCUUGGGGAGUUCUGCUAAAACUGGACUGUGUAUGUUCCCUGAUUUGCCUGUAAUUUGCGUCUUAUGAAAACCAGAUGGAUGACUCUGUGCUCUGCAAGUUAGUAUAGGGAUGGGAGCUUCCAACAUAAAAGCAGCUUUUACAGAAAACACUGAGUUAAGAAGAUUCAAGCUCAAGCUAGAUUGCUUCUUCCCUCCCCCCCUUUUGUCUAUUUUUACUGCAUCAUUGGUAUGUGUCCAAGGAAAGUCGGCCAUAUCAUUCGGAAAUACAAGGGGAUAAACUUUUGACUGUCGGAUCUCUUCAGGCUGAGAGACUCCAGAGUAAAUGAACUGGGAGAGAGAGAAUUAAAAGGAGAGAUUUCUUUAGGUGAACUUUUUUGGUUGUCUGCUCUGCCAACAGCAGUGUAAAAUAACGAAGAAACUGCAGCAGUCCUUUCCCACUGUCUUUUUAAACAAUCUAGUCCCAUAAUUAUCUGGAGGAUGGACUCAUGAUAUCUAAAGCCUGGAGUGGUUAUAGAGAGAAGGUACCAGGAAGCUACUGUACUGCAUCGUCCUGCUAGAAAACAAAGCCAGCAGAAAGAGGAGCAGUGUGCAGGGUAGAAGGGAACAGGACCCAUAUGUCAGUGGUCUAGGAUGGCCAGUGAAGGCUCCAACAUCCCAAGUCCUGUGGUCCGUCAGAUUGACAAGCAGUUUCUGAUUUGCAGCAUAUGCCUGGACCGUUACAAGAACCCCAAAGUACUUCCCUGCCUGCACACUUUCUGUGAGAGGUGCUUACAGAAUUACAUUCCAGCCCACAGCUUAACCCUUUCUUGCCCCGUGUGCCGCCAGACCUCCAUUCUGCCAGAGAAAGGGGUUUCUGCACUCCAGAACAACUUCUUUAUCACCAACCUGAUGGAUGUCCUGCAACGAACGCCGGACAACAGCAUUGAAGAGUCCUCCAUCUUGGAGACUGUCACUGCUGUUGCUGCGGGCAAACCACUCUCCUGCCCCAAUCAUGAUGGAAACGUGAUGGAGUUUUACUGCCAGUCCUGCGAGACAGCCAUGUGCCGGGAGUGUACAGAGGGAGAACAUGCAGAGCAUCCCACAGUACCACUCAAAGAUGUGGUGGAACAACACAAGGCUUCACUCCAAGUCCAGUUGGAUGCUGUCAACAAAAGGCUUCCAGAGAUCGACUCAGCACUUCAUUUUAUAUCUGAAAUCAUACACCAGUUAACCAACCAAAAGGCUAGCAUUGUAGAUGACAUUCAUUCCACUUUUGAUGAACUCCAGAAGACUUUAAAUGUGAGAAAGAGCGUGCUGCUUAUGGAACUGGAAGUGAAUUAUGGCCUUAAACACAAAGUCCUCCAGACACAGCUGGAUACCUUACUUGAAGGACAAGAAAGCAUUAAAAGUUGCAGCAACUUUACGGCCCAGGCCCUCAACCAUGGCACUGAAACUGAAGUUCUGCUGGUGAAGAAGCAAAUGAGUGACAAGCUGAAUGAACUGGCCGAGCGGGACUUCCCAUUGCAGCCACGUGAAAAUGAUCAGUUGGACUUCAUAGUGGAAACAGAAGGCCUGAAGAAGUCCAUUCACAAUCUGGGUACUAUUUUAACCACCAAUGCUGUUGCCUCUGAAACAGUUGCCACGGGUGAGGGACUGAGGCAGACAGUGAUCGGACAGCCCAUGUCUGUUACCAUCACAACUAAGGACAAAGAUGGUGAGCUCUGUAAAUCUGGGAACGCUUACCUCACUGCUGAACUGAGCACGCCCGAUGGGAGUGUAGCGGAUGGAGAAAUACUUGACAAUAAAAACGGCACUUACGAGUUUUUGUAUACUGUUCAGAAAGAAGGGGACUUUACUUUGUCACUGAGACUUUAUGAUCAACAUAUCAAGGGCAGCCCGUUCAAACUUAAAGUGGUCAGAUCAGCGGAUGUGUCCCCUACCACUGAAGGGGUUAAGAGGCGUGUUAAAUCUCCUGGUAGUGGUCAUGUGAAGCAGAAAGCUGUGAAAAGACCUGCAAGCAUGUACAGCACCGGCAAAAGAAAAGAGAAUCCCAUUGAAGAUGAUUUAAUCUUCAGAGUAGGCACCAAAGGAAGAAACAAAGGGGAAUUUACAAAUCUUCAAGGUGUAGCUGCAUCUACAAAUGGAAAAAUAUUAAUAGCAGACAGUAACAACCAGUGUGUGCAGAUAUUUUCCAAUGAUGGUCAGUUCAAAAGCCGUUUUGGCAUACGAGGAAGGUCUCCUGGCCAGUUGCAGCGGCCAACAGGAGUGGCUGUGCAUCCCAGUGGUGACAUCAUCAUUGCAGAUUAUGAUAACAAAUGGGUUAGCAUAUUCUCAUCAGAUGGAAAAUUUAAGGCCAAAAUUGGGUCCGGAAAGCUCAUGGGCCCUAAAGGUGUUUCUGUGGAUCGUAAUGGACACAUCAUUGUAGUGGACAAUAAAGCAUGCUGUGUUUUCAUCUUCCAGCCAAACGGAAAAAUAGUCACCAGGUUCGGUAGUCGAGGAAAUGGUGACAAGCAGUUUGCAGGUCCUCAUUUUGCAGCUGUAAACAGCAACAAUGAAAUUAUCGUUACAGAUUUUCAUAACCAUUCUGUCAAGGUAUUUAACCAGGAGGGAGAAUUCAUACUGAAGUUUGGAUCAAAUGGAGAAGGAAACGGGCAAUUUAAUGCACCAACUGGAGUAGCUGUAGAUUCUAAUGGAAAUAUUAUCGUAGCAGAUUGGGGAAACAGCCGAAUACAGGUUUUUGAUGGAAGUGGAUCAUUUUUAUCCUACAUUAACACCUCUGCUGACCCACUUUAUGGUCCCCAAGGUCUGGCCCUUACUUCAGAUGGCCAUGUUGUAGUUGCAGACUCUGGAAAUCACUGCUUCAAGGUCUAUCGAUACUUACAGUAGCAAUGAGCUCUGGAGCUGGAUAAUCGUCCACCCUUAAGAAAAGACUGGUCCUAGAGAUCCGAUGCAGGAUAUCUCCUACUUUGAGUUCAUUUUUAAUAAUGAAGGAGUCUCUUAUGGACUUCUCGUGUUAAUUUCCAAACUUACCUUGUUUACAUAGGACUUGCACCUCUUACGUUUCUCACUGAACUUUUUGUUGUAAGGGUUAAUACACAAAAUCCUCUUUAACUGAAUUCAUAAAGACAAUGUGAUAUUAAACGCAAACUGCAACUUAUGGAACUGGAAUUAACUAAUUAGGCAAAAAUGAGAAAAAUUGGGGAAAAGUCCCCAAAGCUUUUUGAAGACUGCGAAGGGUAGCUCCUGCUCAGAGCUUCCAAAUUUGAAGAAGUAUCAUUGUUAUGCAUUAUUUAACCCAGAGGUGAUCCUGGGAAUCUUCUAGAUCUCAUUAUCAUGGUAGGUAUUACACUUUUAACAUUCUUCAGUCUUACUAUCUAUAACAAGUAGGUCCUUUUAGUAUAAGGUUAAGUCUCACAAAAUCCGUCUAGCUCUAACCGUCAGACCUAACACAGUUCAAUGUUUAGCACUAUAAGAAUCAAUGCAAAUUCCCUACUCAUGUGGGAUUAAUGAAGGAUUGUUUCAUGUGCUUGUUUUUCACUAUUCCUCUUGCUCAACGUGCUGGAAGGACUUUGCAGAGACCUGACAUUUCUAAAGCUCUGGAAAAACUUAAUUGUAGCGAUACAUUAGUGAGAGCUGAUUUUCUGUAUAACGACAGACCUUUUGACACCAAACUAGUUCAUUAGGAUCAGGGUUAUUACAAUGUCAACUCAAUUAACCUCAUGUGUGCCACUCUUUCGUAUGUGUUCAUUGCCAUGUUUCCUUGAGGCAACUCAUUGUAUUAACCAAUAAAAUCAAACGCAGCAUCACACAGGACAGAAAGCCAGAGAGGUACCCCUAUGGAGGACCUACAUUAUACAACCAAAGGAACUGUGGUAAACAGAGGUUGUAUGGGAAAGCCAAGGGUUACCAAAGCUAUUUGUUUUUACAUGAGAAAGAAUACAUUACAAAUAAGAAUGAAUUUGAACCAAUUCCUGAAGUCCUUCAUCAAAGGGAAUUUUGUUAGAGGACAAAAUAAGGACUGUGAGAUUUGUUCCGAUUUGUUUGUUUGUAUGUAUGUAUGGCUGAUUGACACAAAAAUUAAAAAAAGUAAAUGUAGGUUAUUUCAGCAAACUGGAACGUAGGUAUGCCAUUUGACAAUGGCAGUACUCUGAAAAAUGUCCCUCCUUCUUCCUGCUGGAUCUCUCUACUGUGUUCUUUGUUGAAGUAUUAAUUUAAUUGGAAGUGCUUACAAUCAUAUGACUUGGUUCUGUUUUUAAUGUUUUUUUUUUAAGCGUGAAUUUGUCCUUUUUCAAGUAGCAUUGGCUUUAUUCUUAUUUCUAAAUCCAGUGGUCAAAGGAUGAAUUGCUACCGUAGCCUAAUAUAGAUAGAGUGGUGCUCGCUCUUAACCUCGUUUGAGGAGCUGGUGAGCUUGCUGCCAACGCCUACAAUAGCCUGGGAAGUGCUGUCUUUCUUUUCUCAUUUUUAGGGCCUUGAAACAAAAGGGCAUUGGGUCAGGAACAAGGGACUAUUUUAAGCAUGUUUGCAAAACGGAAAGAAAUCUUUGUUAAAUUACUCAUUAUAAGUAUUAGUCUUAUUUCUAAGGUUAAGGUGGUUGUUUCAAUGAAUUUGAGAAAAACUAAUGGUUUUUUUGUAAAGAAGCAUUUGACUUGUAAAAAUGCAGACCUCAAGGUUCUUAAAUGCGGAGUUUUGUCUUUUUUAGUUACUGUUUCUUAAAGAUAUUUCCUCUUCUUUCCCUUGUUUAUUUUUUGCACAUAGAGCUAAUUUACAAAUUCUCGUGCAAAGAUAAGUUUCCUUAUUUCACUGGAAUAAAUAUUUUGUGUAUAAGGCUUAAGGUUUGGACUAUAUAAUGCAGCUAAGAAACUGGUGGUAACAUUCUUGAAAUGUUAAAACUCAAGUUUGUUAUUACCAAGAGAACAAAAUACCCUCUGCUUGAACCGAGUUUGUCCUAAAAUUCUGAAGACGAUAUCUCAGUCAUUACACAAUAAACUAUCCUAUCAAAAUUUAACAAAGUUGUAGAUCAAAUUUUCUGAUUAUCAAGUAAUUUCCUUCUAAGUGUCCUUAUAAGCAACAUUCUGGUAAACAAACAAUUUCUGACAUUGAAAUGCCCUUAAAUGGCAAAUUUAUCAAUGAAGAAAAGGCACGUAGCAUUUUAAUUGUAUUUAUUAACAAAGAGAAGAGGUUGCACAGGUUCUUUGAGAUAAAAACUUAAAAAGAAAAUGAGAAAUGUGCUGUUGCUGUCAGUUAUGGAUAAUGUUAAUAAAAUCUAAUUCCAAAUUUGGGUUUUUGUAAUAAUAUUCUACUAAACUUGCAUGGUUUCCACUCAGGAAACAUUGCCAAAUCCCCUGUUGCCAGGAGCUCUGAGAAGCACAGAAAUCAGACCCUAACCUAUAUAUCAAAACGUAUACUUAAGACUGUACUAUUCCAUGUAUACACUUUUCUUCAAAAGAUUUUCAGUCCCUUUGACUCAGUAUUGUUUACCAGGAUUUUAUAUAACCUAUGUCAACCCAGUGCAUCCUGAUGAAAUACGGAAUUCUGCACACAACCCCCUUACAACCCAGCUAACAGCUAUUAGGGGUGAUGUGGAUUUUUCCUUAAGACUGAAUAGUCUUUUGGGUUUUCAGACAUUAUCACCAGAUCAGCACUUACUGCACCUGAAAAAUGUCACUAAUUUGGGAUUCCUUCUGAUAGCAAAUGCGGCCAACUACAAUUUCAAAUUCAGUGGCGUAGGGCAUUCCCUUCCAAGGUCUGACCUCAUCUGCCUGGCACCGGGAAACCGAGAAACACAUUGCUUGUACGCUGUGCUUCUGAAGCCAACUUAGCUAAAAUGCUUGGCUUACAAACCUUACAAAGAGCAACCAAAGCAGAAACUCUGUUCUAAAAAACUGGCAGAUUUUCUUCUCAUCCAAUUAAGUGAACGUCAAAAUUGCACUACUUGAUUUGCUGAGUUGUUAGCAUUUCUUAAAGGCUUUAUAGGCAUUCUGCUGCCAGAUUUCAGGUAUAACCAAAUGUUCCCUUGACUUCCCUGGAAUGCUAAUUGACUAGCAGCACAGCAUGAACGGUGAAAGUAUGUGCUUCAUUUAACUAAUCUUCAACUCAAAAGUAAUCUCAAAAGGUUAUCAGAUCUUGUGUAAUUUGGAGCAUUUUAGGACAAACUAGCCAACUGUAUUUUCAUUGUUUUGUGAAUAGAAUAAAAGGAUCUGUUCAGAUAAAUCCAAUAUAAACGGUAGGGGAUUUUUACAUAGGCUAAACCAGCAGCAACGUAGCUGAAAAAGAAAAGGAAAAUGGUUUAGGCGAGCAUUUGCCUGAUGUAGAUGGAGAGUUAUUUAUUAGUAAAUGCUCUUCUGUUCUGUAAAAGCUAGAGGGCUUUCGAUUUUAUGUCAAUAUUUUUUAUCACUAAGGAUCUAGUGUUGCCAUAAUGAGAACUAUAAGUGCCCAAUAUGUUGUGUUUGUUAUAAAGAAAUGACUUUCGGUUGUGGGUGACAGCUAGUUAUGAAAUCAAGAUGUACACUGAAAAUUUUCUUCAAGAAUUGUGAGCAGUGAUUGUUUUGGCCUGUUUGUGGAGAGUGCGCGGAAGGUAUUUGUGCUACGGAGUAAGAAGAUUCCUAACGGGUUGUGUUAUUUCUGAUGAAUGUACAGCACUUCAGUUGAUGUUUGUGAGCAACACAGCCUUAACCCUGACACUUUUGCUUUGGCUUUAUGACAUGGGAAUGUUCCCUAAGCUGCAUAGUGUAUGGCAGUAGCCCCCGUUAGAAAUCUCUACCAGUUGAUACGCUGCAGCUUUCCAGUUCUAGGAGUGAGUCUGUCUUUUUUCUUUUUUUUUUUUAAAAAGGUUUUGUACAUUCCAUCUUUGUAAGUCAAUCUCGUACGUUUUGUGUACAUGUAAGCCUUGCACUCUCUUGACACUCAUAAUGAAAUAUUCUUCUCACUUGUUUUUUUGUUGUUGCUUUUGUUUUUUUUUAAAUCCCUGUGAAGCUAAAUACAAACUUUGUCUCCUUAAGGUCAAGGAUGAAAGAUGCGCAUCAAAGUGUUUGUGUGUGUGUGUGUGUAGUUUUAGCUUCCUGUGUGCCACGGUAUUCUUGAUGCUUUAGCCGACGAUUAAAAAAAAAUUACUCUGUCUUGGAAAUGUAGGAAAACCAGAGUCAAAUGUGUACCUUUAUCACGCACAAAAAUUUCAAAUAAUAAAAAUAAAGCUUGUUUCCUCUGUUA
Messenger RNA from Aptenodytes forsteri (emperor penguin), 7280 nucleotides. RefSeq names its product tripartite motif containing 2 (gene TRIM2). Lineage: Eukaryota; Metazoa; Chordata; Aves; Sphenisciformes; Spheniscidae. The coding region runs from base 726 to 2960 and encodes 744 amino acids. Gene Ontology annotation, molecular function: protein binding; ubiquitin protein ligase activity; zinc ion binding. The transcript has 13 exons. Gene Ontology annotation, biological process: protein polyubiquitination; proteasome-mediated ubiquitin-dependent protein catabolic process; negative regulation of translation. The record is from RefSeq and is a predicted model, not a curated record.